ACUAUCUCUCGCUCUCCCUCUCUCUCUCUAAACUUCAAAAAGCGUUUCAAUGGCUUGAUCACUUUGCACAAACAUAUUCAAAAGCUGCUUUUGGAAACUUUAGUUAUAAGCAUUUUCAAAAUAAUUGCACAGUGUUAAUAGAGCUUAUAUGAUCAAAAAGUUCUGUGGAAAUGGGGAAGAAAGGGAGUGGUGGGUGGUUCUCAACGGUGAAGAAGAAGGUCUUUAGAUCCUCUCCUAAAGACUCAAAGAGAGAAAACAACAUUAGCAACAAUACCGCCGUCAGGUGGCAGCAGCAACAUGAUACGCAAGAAGUCGUGUCUUUUGAAAAUUUCCCAGCGGAAAGUUCACCAGAAAUCUCCCAUGACGUCGAGAGCACAGCUUCUACUCCGGCAACCACCGUUGGAGAAAGAAAACACGCAAUGGCGGUGGCUAUAGCCACGGCAGCUGCUGCUGAAGCCGCCGUUGCUGCAGCACAAGCCGCAGCCAAAGUCGUUCGUCUAGCCGGCUACAACCGCCAGACAGAGGAAGAUACCGCCGCAGUUCUCAUCCAAUCCCACUACAGGGGCUAUUUGGCGAGACGAGCACUUCGAGCCUUAAAAGGACUAGUUAGGCUACAAGCAUUGGUACGUGGCAACCACGUAAGAAAACAGGCACAAAUGACCAUGAAAUGUAUGCAAGCUCUGGUUCGUGUCCAAGGCCGAGUGAGAGCGAGAAGGCUCCAAGUUGCUCAUGACCGGUUUAAGAAACAGUUUGAAGAAGAAGAGAGGCGAUCCCGGAUGGAAAAAACGAACAUAGGGUCUACGAAUCUCCAAACAGAACGAGAGAAACCCAAGAAAUUGCACGAAGUGAACCGAACCAGCCUGUACCAACCUCAAGCAAAGGAAAAAGAGAAGAGUGAAGGAAUGAUGAAAAGAGAGAGGGCUCUUGCCUAUGCAUACACUUACCAGCGGCAAAUGAAACACACAUAUAACGACGAAGCAAUUGGAUUUUCUGUCAACGGGCCUGAUAGAACUGAAUGGGGUUGGAACUGGCUUGACCAUUGGAUGUCUUCUCAACCAUACACGGGCCGUCAAACCGGUCCGGGUUCCAGUCCUGGUCCUGGACUGUACAAUCCUCCUCCCUAUCCGCCUUUCCCCACAGCCGCAGCAACCUCGGCUGGUACCACCACACCUGAUGAUGUAUCUGAGAAGACGGUGGAAAUGGACGUGGCCACUCCGACAAGCCUCAAAGACAGGAUAAUCGGUCUGACUGAUCGAGAGUAUAUAGACUUUGGAUCGUAUAGACAAGUCCAUAAGCAACGUAAAAGCCCAAGCCAUAUACCAAGCUAUAUGACUCCAACCGCAUCAGCAAAGGCUAAAGUUCGAGAUCAAGACACGACCGUCAAGCUUCAAGGUACUUCUUUUGGGCCGCAUUGGAACUCUUCGACCAAAAACGGCUCGAUUAAUGGAUCGGGUUGUGAUUCGUCAAGUUCUGGUGGAGUAGCAACAACUGGUUAUCCUGGUUCUAGGAGUCCUAACCCGAAAAUGGACAUACGACGUAAACCGGUUAGUCCUAGUCAAAGUCCUAUUGGGUUUGGGAAGAGAGCCUGGAUGCAUGAUCACUAGAAGUAUCUGAUUUUUUUUCUGGUUUCUUGAAAUAAAAAUUUACACGUGUGUUUGUCUGAUUAAUUCUCUUGUUUGGAUAUAUCUUCUUUGUUACAUAGUUGUAUUAUAUAUGAUAUUAAUAAAUGAACAUGUUUGAUCUGGA
Eruca vesicaria subsp. sativa (arugula) is the source of this 1746-nucleotide messenger RNA. The record is from the annotation of a GenBank genome assembly. Lineage: Eukaryota; Viridiplantae; Streptophyta; Magnoliopsida; Brassicales; Brassicaceae.